Molecule: messenger RNA, 2736 nt
Organism: Sinocyclocheilus anshuiensis
Lineage: Eukaryota; Metazoa; Chordata; Actinopteri; Cypriniformes; Cyprinidae
Product: ankyrin repeat and SOCS box protein 3-like
Exons: 9
Coding region: 481-2022 (513 amino acids)
Biological process (GO): intracellular signal transduction
Molecular function (GO): protein binding
Source: RefSeq, a predicted model, not a curated record
CAGCCAAUCAGAAAACAGCAUCGCCGGAAAUGUCCAUUAAAUGUAUCUUAUCCUAAAACGAAUAGAAUAAUGUGAAUUCUGUCGUCACUUUUUCAUGUGUGUACAGAUGUUUUAGGCAAUAUGAUUUUUCUUUUUGUUGUCUUGUGGACAUAUUCAAGAUUCAAAGUGGGAAAGUCGAAGUAGAUUACUAGACUAGUAUACUAAGAGUGGCAGACACAGCUGUUAACUUAUUUUGCAACCAAAGCACUGUUAUCUGCCCAGCUUAUCAUAAUUAUUGGUGUAACCUAUAGUGUGAACUUGACCUGGUUGUGCAUUAUAGAGGUUGAACCUGUGGCACUGCAGUGUAUAUUAGGUGUAAUUUAAGACCUGGACCUGUCAACUUGCACUCAGUCACGAGUCGCUGUUUGUAAAUGAGAGAACACGAACUCUUUCAGUAAUGUUUGAGGGAUAGUGUUGUGUUUUUAAACGGACAAUAAUCAGAUGGACUUCACGGAGUGCUAUGGAGACACCUGCUCAGCCGUCGCGCUGGCAGCCCGGGAGGGGAAGGGUCGACGGGUGCAGAAGCUCAUCCAGAGAGGCUUCGCGGUGGAUGUGAAAGAUAACCGGGGCUGGAGCGCCCUGCAUGAGGCUGCGGCGGCUGGAUCAGCGGAGUGUGUGCGGCUUCUCCUCACUGCAGCCGUCAAUUGCGAAGACUACGUCAACACUUUGACGCAUAACUCAGAGACUCCUCUUUAUUUUGCCGCGAGGAAUGGACACCUCCGGGCAGUGAAGUGGCUUAUCAAGGGUGGUGCGGACAUUAACAGGACAACCAAUGAACUCUCCUGUCCCCUCUUUGCAGCUGUAGAUAGUGGGCACAAAGAUGUGGUGGAGCUGCUGGUUGAAAAUAGGGCAGAAGUCAAUGGGACUUACUCUGUGUCAGGCUGGUCUUGUCUCCAUCAAGCUGUUUACAAGGGUCAUACAGAGAUUGUGAGGUACCUGGUGAGCAUGUGCUCUCUGGAGGCAGUUGAUGACUAUGGGAUCACACCAUUAUUUGUUGCUGCACAAUAUGGACAUCACCAAUGCUUAGAGAUUGUUGCAAAUGCCGGGGCGAUUGUGAACUGCCAGGCAAACGAUCUGGCCACGCCGCUGCUCAUUGCCGCUCAGGAGGGCCACGUAUGGUGUGUGGAGCUUUUACUGGCCCAUGGAGCUGACCCCAACCUGUACUGCAAUGAGGACUGCUGGCAGCUACCCAUCCAUGCUGCGGCCCAGUUCAGUCGUCUUAGUAUUUUAGAGAAGCUGAUUCCGGUAACGAAGCGAGAAUGUGACCGGGGCGAGGGAAAGGUCAGUCCAGUUUAUUUGGCAGUACUUAGCGGACAAGCGGACAGCCUGCGGGCCUUGCUAAAGAAGGGCUACAGUCCAGACGCCCAAAGCUGUCGACAGUUUGGCUACAGCUGCCCUUUGGACAUGGCUCUGUGGUGCAACUCUUGGAAUUUGAACAGCGAGUGUCACCAGAUUCGUGAAAUCACUCUGAUGCUCUUGGCAGCAGGGGCCCAUGUGAGAAUGGGCAUCUAUGCUUUUGCAUUACAAGGCCACGUACCAGAGCACCUUCCCUUGAUCUUAGAGCACGCUGGCCUUCCUCGGGGUGACCGACUCGAAGAACUGGCCCAUAGAGCCAUUGGUGAGAUGCAGAGUGCAUCUUUCUGGCUCCCCCUGCUGCUCAAAGCAGGAUUUAUCAAGAGUGGAUUCACCAUGCUUGAAGAAGCUGAGAACAGAGUGCUUAAUUUCUUUCUGGAGUUCAUUAAUUGGAAGACUCUGCCCUCCUCAAUGCUUCAGAUUCUCUCUCACCGUCGAGCAGAUGGCACCUGGACUCCACGGAAGCAUUUCGAAUCAGUCCCUGUCCUCACCCAUCUGUGCAGACUGGCAGUGCGGGCAGCGGUGGGCAGCAGUGCUCUGUCUAAGACGUCCUUCAUCAAACAGCUGCCCGUCCCCACACUGCUUGAGGACUACCUUCAGUUCAGCGACGUCUCAGGCUUGCUUACAUAGCGGCCUGACUGUCAAGUGUGGCUAAUUAAGUUAUCUCAACUUGUUCCACUGCAGUAUUUUGUAUAUAAUGUUCAUAAAAUUUUAAUGACUGUUCAAUGACGCUGGACUCUGGCUCUUUUCAUUACCUUGAUAUUUAGAAAAUGUGGGAGGACAAAUGGAGAAUUCCACCAAUUUAUCUUCACUGUUCUGUUCCCCUCGUACACAGCUGGCCUUCAUACUGAGUUGGUGUUGAAAUUCACCUCUGCUCCGUGUCUUUGGUCUGCCUCGUUAUCUUCUCUCUCAGCGGCUCUCCUCUCUGUCUGCCUCCAAGGUCACUCUGCCUCAAAGACGCAUACUCUCUUCGAAUGUUAAUUGCCAACGCAGCCACACUCAUUCAGAGAUGCUACUAUCUGCCUUUGGUCAUGCUAUUUAUUUAACAUUUUAUGUUAACUUUUAGCAAUGGGCAUAGCACACCUUCAAAAACUCGCCAUUAAUUUAAAAUCAUCCAUAUCUCUGCGGCGCGAUGCUCUCAACCUCUUGCUGCUUUGUGAAUAGAGGCGUACCGUUAUGAAUAGGCAGUUAAUCUGUUUCUGUUUCUGUUCACAGGCUCAGUGUUCCAGUAUUUUUAUUUUUUUCUGCAGUACAUAUCCUGGCAAAUUGUCUUUAACACCUCUUUAACAUCAAUUAUGGAAAGACCAACUGAUGCUUGUGUUAUUGUGUUACAAAAAUCGUGUU